Messenger RNA from Labeo rohita (rohu), 3141 nucleotides. RefSeq names its product protein NLRC3-like. The record is from RefSeq and is a predicted model, not a curated record. Lineage: Eukaryota; Metazoa; Chordata; Actinopteri; Cypriniformes; Cyprinidae. Gene Ontology annotation, molecular function: protein binding.
AUGCACGAACCACUUAAGUUCAGUACUGGACCAGUGACCUUUAACCCCAGUAUCAGAUCAAAGGAAAGUGAGACAGCAUCAUGCCAAGUCUCCAGCUGCGUGUCUAUGAAGAGUGCUAGAUCAAUGCAUGAACCCCUUAAGUUCAUUACUGGAUCAGUGACCUUUAACCCCAGUAUCGGCCCAAAGGAGCGUCAGACAGCAUCAUGUCCAGUAUCCAGUUGUGUGCCUAUGCAGUGUGAUGGAUCUACACAUCAUCAGCCUGAUCUCAGUGAUGAAGCCGUGCCCUCUGAGCCUUUAGAUGAUAAGACCGGAGCCCUGCAGCAGGAUUCUCACCAACCAGUAGAUGGUGAACUACAAAGAAUCAAAGACCAGCACAAAACCAACAUGAAGAACAAGUAUGAGAGAUUAUUUGAGGGAGUCAAUCUAUACGAGACUCAAACCCUCCUGAACAGGAUCUACACACAGCUCUACAUUAUAGAUGGAGAGAUUGAAGGAGAAGAAGACCAGAUCAAGACUGUUCUUACUAAAGGCAUCGCUGGGAUCGGAAAAACCGUCUCUGUGCAGAAGUUCAUUAUGGACUGGACUGAGAGUAAAGCCAAUCAGGAUGUAGAUUUCAUGUUUGUGCUUCCAUUUCGAGAGCUGAACUUGAUCCAAGAUCAAGAGUACAGUCUUCACAAACUUCUGCUGGACUUUCAUCCUGAGCUUAAAAAUCUGCACUCAAAGAUUUAUGAGAAGUGUAAAGUUGUGUUCAUCUUUGAUGGUCUGGAUGAAAGCAGAAUCACACUGAUUUUUUCAGAUGAUCAGAAAGUUUGUGAUGUGACUGAGAUUUCAUCAGUGGGUGUGUUGAUGUCAAACCUCAUGAAAGGAGAGCUGCUUCCCUCUGCUCUCAUCUGGAUCACCUCCAGACCAGCAGCAGUUAAUCAGAUCCCCUCCAAAUACAUUGACCGUAUGACAGAAAUUCAGGGAUUCAAUGAGCCUCAGAAGGAAGAAUAUUUCAGAAAGAGAAUUAGUGACAAACAUCAAGCCAGCAGAAUUAUCUCACACAUCAGAAGAGCAAGAAGCCUCCACAUAAUGUGCCACAUCCCUGUUUUCUGCUGGAUCUCAUCCAUUGUGCUUCAGAAGCUCCUGAAUGAUGAUCUGAGUGCAGAAAUCCCACAAACUCUGACUGAAAUGUACAUCCACUUCCUGCUGAUUCAGAUCAACAUGAGGAAUCAGAAGUAUGAAGAGAGAGAUCCAGAGAAACUCCUGCAGUCCAGCAGAGAAGUGAUUGUCAAACUUGCUGAAGUGGCUUUCAAACAACUGAUGAAGGGCAAUGUGAUGUUCUAUGAGGAGGACCUGUUUGAGAGCGGCAUAGACGUCACUGACGCCUCAGUGUAUUCUGGGAUUUGCACUGAGAUCUUUAAGGAGGAAUCUGUGAUUCAUCAGAGGAAAGUCUACAGCUUCAUUCAUCUGAGCUUUCAAGAGUUUCUCGCUGCUUUCUGUGCAUUUUACUGCUAUUUAACACAGAAGCCAGUGCAGUUUCUGGGAUACAAACAUGAAAGGUACAGAUCUGAGGAAAGCUCUUUGAAUGAGCUGCUAAAAUCAGCAGUUAAUAAAGCCAUUGAGAGUAAGAAUGGUCAGCUGGAUCUGUUUCUGCGGUUCCUGCUGGGUAUAUCAUUAGAGUCCAAUCAGAGACUCUUACAGGAUCUACUGACACACACAGAGAACAGCUCAGAGACCAUCAGAGAAAACACAAAGUACAUUAAAGACAGAAUCCAGGGAAAUAAUGAUUUCUCAGCUGACAGAGCCAUCAAUCUGUUCCUCUGUCUACUGGAAGUGAAUGAUCAGACUCUGUCCAGAGAGAUUCAGGAGUUUGUAAAAUCAGACAAAAACUCAGGGAUGUAUCUCUCUCCAACCCACUGCUCAACAAUCGCUUACAUGAUUCAGAUGUCAGAGGAGGUGCUGGAUGACCUGAACCAUAAAUACAACACAUCAGAUGAGGGGAGAGGAAGACUGAUACCAGCUGUGAUCAACUGCAGAAAAGCUCUGCUAUAUGGGUGUAAUAUCACUGUUCAGUCUUGUCAAAGUUUGUCAUCAGCUCAACAAUCCUCAAACUCUGUCCUGAGAGAGCUGGACUGCAGUAAUACUGAUCUGGAGGAUUCUGCAGUGAAACUUCUUUCUGAUGGACUGAAGAGUCCAUUCUGUAAGCUGGAGAUACUGAGAUUUUCCAUAUGCAAUCUCACUGCUCAGUCUUGUGAGAGCUUUUCAUCACUUUUACAAUCUCCAAACUCUGUCCUGAGAGAGCUGGAUCUAAGUAACAAUGACCUGUGGGAUUCAGGAGUGAAGUAUCUUUCUGAUGGACUGAAGAGUCCAAACUGUCAGCUGCAGAUACUGAGGUUGUCUGGCUGUAUGGUGGCAGAGGAAGGCUGUCAUUAUGUGUCUUCAUCUCUGAGUUCAAACCCCUUACACCUGAGAGAGCUGGAUCUGAGCUACAAUUAUCCAGGGGAUUCAGCAGUGAAGCUUCUCUCUGAAAAACUCAAGAAUCCAAACUACAGACUGGACAAACUCAAUGUGAAUCAUGGAGGAGAAUCCAGGAUUACAGAAGGGCUAAAGAAAUAUGGCUGUGAUCUCACACUGGAUCCAGAAACAGCAAACACGAAUCUUAUUCUGUCUGAGGAGAGCAGAAAAAUUAAAUGGGAGUCUAACCAUCAGCCGUAUCCUGAUCAUCAGGACAGAUUUGAUUGUGUAUAUCAGGUGUUGUGUAGAGAGAGAGUGUGUGGACGCUCUUACUGGGAGAUUGAGUGGAAUGGGAUGAAUGGUGUGCAAAUAUCAGUGUCAUAUAAGAGCAUCGGCAGGAAGGGAAAUGGUGCUGAGUGUGUGUUUGGAUAUAAUGAUCAGUCCUGGAUUUUGUACUGUUGUCAAGCCGGUUACUCAUUCAGACACAAUAAUAUUGAGAAUAAUCUCCAUGUAAAGCCUGUACACAAAAGAACAGCGUAUGAUUAUAGUAGAAUAGGAGUGUAUGUGGAUGAGAGCGCAGGAACUCUGUCCUUCUACAGCAUCACUGACACAAUGAAAUUCAUCCACACAGUCCAGACCACAUUCACUCAGCCGCUCUAUCCUGGGUUUUAUGUUUAUCCUGGAUCAUCAGUGAAAUUGUGUUGA